UACUUGCUUUUAUUAUUAACACAUUUCAUAUACAGAUAUUAAGCCACUGCUUUCCCUUACUUCAGUUUGUAUACAGGAGUAUAUUCCAUCUUUUCCUUAAGCGCUUCAGUUGAUAGAAAAAGUUCCAGGUAGAUAAUCCCCAAGUAACAGAAGAAUGGGGAUACUCUGACCUUUUAAUACUAGUCAAGACUUCUUUUCAGAGAUGUAAUUGCCUAAAUUCUUUGCUCAGCUCUCUGGGGAACACCCAGUUUAUCAGGACUUUGUUAGUUCCCCAAACUCCUUUUUUUUCCCCUUCUUUUAGGACCACGAGUAGAAGGAACUGUGAGCAAGCAGGCUUCUCCUCGCUGUGCAGGCCGUGGUUUUCCCAGCUGUGGCUGAAUGACUUCUCUCCAUCAUUAGAGUCUGGCAGAGAAGGAAGGCAGGUCGGCCUUCCCUGGCCAUCAGCCCCCCUCCCUCCCUCAGCUGCCGCCACUUUCCCCAUCAAUUAGCAACCAUCAGCUCCCCAGGUCAGAUAAAAGCAGGGCAGGGACACAGGCAGGGCUAAACCUUCAGGGGUGAUAACCAUGGACAGCUUCGUCCGUUCUCCCAUCGGCCCCUACCAGAACCGGAGGAGCAGCCCCGCUCUCGGCCGCGGCUGGGACACCGCGGCCAGGCAGCCCAGCUGGAAGCAGAGCAAGAGCAGCAGCAUCAGCCCCUUCCUCGGCGGCCCUUUCUCGCCGCUGCCCCCCGACUACCUGGAAAGCUACCGGCGGGCGCAGCUCCAGGCGCUGCUGUCGCACGUGGGCCCCGCGCUGGCGCCGCGGCCUUGCUGGGCCAGUACGAAGGAGGUGGCGGUGCAGGUGAGCCUGCGGGCCGACGUGGCCGUGCAGUGCUCGCUGGGGCCGCGCACGCUGCCGGCCACCCGCGCCUUCCGCCCCGCCGGCCUGCGCGCCCCGGGCCGCCUCGCCCUCUACUCAGCCGCGCCCGACCGCCGCCUCUUCGCGCCGCCCGACGCCGCGCCGCUGCCGGAGAAGGCAGCGCCGGCAAAGGAGACCCCGACGGCGGACGGCGGCGAGGAGCAGCAGGAGGGCCCGGCGGGGGCCGCGCUGCCGCCGCGCCAGGAGCCGGUGGGGACGCGGCAGGAGGAGACCGCGGCUCCGAGGCAGAGAGCUGCCUUCCAGUUCUUGGAGCAGAAGUAUGGCUAUUUCCACUGCAAAGACUGCAAGACCAGAUGGGAGAGUGCUUACGUGUGGUGCAUUUCUGGAAGCAACAAGGUGUACUUCAAGCAGCUCUGUCGCAAAUGCCAAAAAGGCUUCAAUCCCUAUCGAGUGGAAACAAUCCAGUGCCAGAUCUGCUCCAAGACUCGUUGCUCUUGCCCUCAGAGGAAGAGACAUAUUGAUCUCAAGAAACCUCAUCGCCAAGAGCUCUGUGGCCGCUGCAAAGGCAAAAGGCUGUCCUGUGAUAGCACUUACAGCUUCAAAUAUGUUGUCUGAUCCAAGUGCCCUCUUCUGUUUUGUGCUUUGCACUUUGUCUUUUGUAAUGUUUUGACUUAAGGCUUUUGACGUGGCAUUGGAUAAUGGAUGAAGACUUCAGUAUUAUUGUAAAAUAUAAUAAUUUAAAGUAUGUAAUUUCACUGAAUAUAUGCUGUAAAUAAAGUUCAAAAAGUUUGCACUAGUUUGAUAUCCCUUAGUUUCAGCCUCCUUGGUUGAAAGAGGAAAGUAUAUCUGUAAGGAAGCAACCCAUUUGAUUUCCUAAAGAUAGUAGACUUUGUUUUGAAGCCUUCAGGGAAUGGUAAGAUUCAGGCUACACUAGCAAGUUUUUCCUUCAGUCACUCAAACUGAACUAGGGUGGAAGAUGCAAAUGUUCUGGAGCACAAAGUCUGGUCUAAAUGCAAAUGUGUCUUCCCCUUGCCUCUGUCAAAUGUAUAUGUAAAAACCACAGCUGCUGGGUAAUCAAAGACUAUCUGCCAGAACAGGACUAUGGCUGUAAAGUAGGUGGGGAAAGGGUGUAAGCUGCCUAUGUUCAAAAUGAGGAGGGGAAAAAAAACCUUUUGAUGGCUGUAUCUGUGCCAGUGUAAAAAGCACUCUUUAGGGUAGAAGGAAGUUCAGAGGCUUUCAUAGUCAGCAGAAGACCAAUGAAACUAUUUUUGCUGUUGUAGUCUUCCGUGCUGAGUUCUGAGGAUUUUUUGUUGGGCUGUAGUAACAAUUCUCACUCUUUUCUAUGAAUGGUUUCAGCAUCAACCAGGAGCUGGGUAUUUUUUGGGGGCUGCUAAUCAUGGAUACCAUGUACAACAGUACUAAUUCAGACAAGAACACAAUUUUCACAACAAGCACGUACUGUGUUGUGACUAUAUGCAACUUUUAUACUUUAGUUAAAUGGAUGUACUGAUCCAAAUUUCAAAGUUACUUCACAAAAACAGUUAAGUGUAUUUACAGUGUGAAUAAGUUACAUAGUUGUCAGAAUAAAAGUGUCUCAGAUGUGCAACAGAUUUACAUGCAUACAUUUAACACUGGACAGCAGUUAAAUGUAAGAAAAAACCCAUAUAGUCAUGACUUUGUAUAUAUACAUUACAAAUAAAAUAAGACCUCUCUUUGAAGAAACUUAACAUGAGAACUUGCAUUUCACAUUAAUAUUUUUACUUUUUAUACUCAAAAUUUAUAUUAAAUAAAAAUAUGCAUGCUUAACAGUUCAGAAGAUUUGACUCUGUGAUGGGACUUUCUCCUACAAAAUGGCAAGUUAAAUUAGGUCAACCAUCCUUUAAUAGUAUAAAUAUAUUCAUAAAAGCAAACCUCUAGUAAAAAGCAGCCAAGGUCCUUAAUAAAAAAAAAAAAGAAAAUCUAUCAAGACCUUUCAUGAUCCUUGGGGGGGCCUAAGAACAGACCUCUACACUAUGAUCCAGUACCUUCAGAGACAGUAGCCAAGUAACAUUAGGAAAUGUACUUCAUAGCAGCUCAUUGUUUUAAGAUACAGUAAUCAUAUUCAAAUUACAGUGUACAUUAAAUUAUAGUCUGUUUACAGUUUGUUUCAUAUACACAGGCUCUCAGCUUUUGACCAACAAGUUUGUGAGAUUCCGUGGCCAGCUUCAUUCUGCCCAUCUUUCACUCAACUAAAUAAGAAAAAAAAAAAA
Molecule: messenger RNA, 3106 nt
Organism: Zonotrichia albicollis (white-throated sparrow)
Lineage: Eukaryota; Metazoa; Chordata; Aves; Passeriformes; Passerellidae
Product: zygote arrest 1 like
Biological process (GO): translation
Cellular component (GO): cytoplasm
Source: RefSeq, a predicted model, not a curated record